AUGGCUGCUUCCACCGUCAUGGGCGUUAGAGCAUUGGGCCACGAGAAGCCAAGUCUUCUUGAGUCCGAUCAUCCUGUCAAACGUCGAGGGCCGUCGAUCAAUAUCUACAGCACAUCCAAAAAUUCGGAAAUCUGCUUGCCGAGUCCUAGUAUUCUUGCAGCGCAGGCUUUUUACAUUCAACAAAAAGCAUACAAAGCUCCUAUCACCCCUCCAGAGCCUGAAAACACCACUCGAAAGGCUCAAGAAGUUUGGCAAAUUCAGUCUGCCGUACCCUCCUCACCAGACAUUGCAUCGACUCUGGAGCAGUUCAAAAUCUCAGCUCGUUCUACCCCCGAGUCUCCGGAUAAUGAUAAUACCACUUCGCUGGUUCCUCCACGUCGACAGUCUGUGGCGACGACCGCAGCCGACGUUCCUUUCCUUUACAUUCACAGCCAUCUUCGAACUUGGGGUCAGACCUACCUCUCCAACAAGUCUUCUGCAGACGCAUUUAUCAAUCCCAUGGUGUCUCGCCGAUUGUCAAUGGUAAUGAUCCCCGAGUCUACAUUACCUGACUCCCCAACUACCACAACGAUUCGAGCGCGCGUCUUGCCGAUCGACAAAAGCAGAAAACCAUUUCUGUUGCGACGCCAAUUUGAUCUAACAGAUCUCCGGGCAGCCAUUCCACUGUCAUCCGAAAGAAAGACUUUAGGUGGUGCUCCAGUCCGGCCGCGACGUUCUGGGAGAAAUCGACGUGCUUCAACGCAGAUGUUGUCUGCUAAAACGAGCCCUAAGGAUAGAGAUAGCCUCAAGACUCCUCUGUCUCGGCUCGGGUCAGGACCUACACCCAUUCAUGUGACAUACGCGCUUCACUUCCUUCCCGUUCUUGCCGCACUGCUCCUAUCUGGCCACGUCCGAAAAGGCGAUACAAUUGACCUUCCGUUGCCAAAUCCGGACUCGUGGGCAGAAGUAGUAGGAUGGGUUUAUACUGGCAACCCGGUGGCGCUCAGUGAUGGAGCUCGAGAGAAUGUUGAGUACCUCGGCGGCGUUGUUGAGGGAGCUUGA
Messenger RNA from Glarea lozoyensis ATCC 20868, 1041 nucleotides. RefSeq lists its product as uncharacterized. The transcript has 2 exons. Lineage: Eukaryota; Fungi; Ascomycota; Leotiomycetes; Helotiales; Helotiaceae. Bases 1 to 1041 code for a protein of 346 amino acids. The record is from RefSeq and is a predicted model, not a curated record.